AUGGACGAAAUUUCACAACAUGCAUCUGCUGAUAAAAUUGGAGUGACUGUAGUCUUUGAUGGCUGGACAAACAUCAAGCGGGAGCAUCUUUUUGGUGUCGUCUUUAUUACUUCUCAGGGUAUAAUGGAUGAUGUCGAAGAAAAAGACAUAAAAAUUAAUUGUUAUGUAUCAGAUUCUGCUGGUAAGUAUGCAGCUGUAAGACAACAACUACGAAUUGAAUAUCCGAAUAAAGUUUUCAUACCUUGUAUGGCACAUCAAAUCAACUUAAUUUUCGGUGAUAUUUUCAAGGAAUCUGAUGCAUACAAAACAACAUCAAAAAACGCAAUACAUAUUGUAAGCUAUUUUCAUUCCUCUCCAUAUUUUACCGGAUUAUUACGAAAUGAGCAAAUGUCAUGCUAUAAACAAACGAUUUCUCUUGCCACUCCGGCUGAAACACGUUGGAACAGUUUCUAUUUUUGUUUUCAUUCUGUUUUAAAGACUGAAGCCGCACUCAAAAUAUUAGCUACAAAAUUUUCACCAGAAAGAAUUGGUACAGCUAGUACUUCUCGAAGUGGACAAAUACGACAACAAUUUUCAACAAAUACAGAUACAAAUAAAACUCUUUCAUCUGAUAUUGAAACAUACAAUCAAUUUGAUGAAGAUAUUAUUGAUUUUUGGGAGUCAGCAAGAGGUUUAACACCAGAAUUUGAUGAAACUACAUCACAAGAAGAAUUAAUAGAAUUACUUUCACCUAAUGUAAGUGAUAAUGAAGAAGAAAAUUCAACAUCAUCUUUAAAUGAUUUAUCGAUUCAAGCAAGUGAAACUUCUGAAAAAACUGAUGAUGAUAUUGAAAUAUUUAAUGAAGAGCAUUGGUUACAUGUUAUUGAGAAUUGGAUAAGUAUAUUGAAUAUUGAAAAUCAUUUAGAUAAUGGUGAAAUUGUAAAUAGUGAACCAUCUGAAUUUGAAUUUGAAUUGGGUGGACAUAUUAUUCAUCUAGCAGAUGAUCCAUUAGCAAAAUGGAAUUUGUUAGGAUUAUUCAAUGAUUCAUUAGAAGCUCCUGUUGCUUUUACUCUUUAA
Ambispora gerdemannii is the source of this 1056-nucleotide messenger RNA. The record is from the annotation of a GenBank genome assembly. NCBI's taxonomy places the organism in Eukaryota, Fungi, Glomeromycota, Glomeromycetes, Archaeosporales, Ambisporaceae.